This is a messenger RNA of Carya illinoinensis, 2877 nucleotides long. RefSeq names its product histidine kinase CKI1-like. NCBI's taxonomy places the organism in Eukaryota, Viridiplantae, Streptophyta, Magnoliopsida, Fagales, Juglandaceae. Gene Ontology annotation, biological process: phosphorelay signal transduction system; phosphorylation. The record is from RefSeq and is a predicted model, not a curated record. Gene Ontology annotation, cellular component: nucleus. Gene Ontology annotation, molecular function: phosphorelay sensor kinase activity.
AUGCAGGCAUUUGUGAUGCUCCUACUUCCCAUUCCACUGAUCCCAUGUUGGUAUGAAAUUGAGAACAAAGCAAAGUUUCUACUUCCAAUGAAUUCAUCUGCAACUAGUUUAGCAAGAAUUUUAGGUUCCUCCAUCAAUGGAACUGCACUAUCAUUCUCUGAGAUUGAGACCAAGGUGGCUCCUGUAUUGUUUCAAGAGUUGUCUACAAUUCCAUACUUAUCUCAAAUUUCUUAUUUUCGAUUAGACGGACUAUUUUUCUCAUACUAUACCGACGGCAAUCAAACUCUUGUCAUGUACUCCAACUCCUCAUUCUUCUCUGCUCCAAAUGGAAGAGAAAACUACAUCUGGCAUAUGCAGGAUGUGGACAUUGAGACAGGAAAAUUGUAUGGAAAAGCCAUUGAAUCCCUUCCCUGGACUAUUGCAAAUGCAAGUUGGUUUCAAGAAGCCUUGAAUAGUAAACAUGGAUCUUCCUCGUUGGAAACUGGAUGGAACAAUGCUCAAGACCUUCUAUUCCUUAACUCAGCAAGACUUAAUGGAGGAGUUAUCUCUCUCGGGUUUCCAGUUAAAACAUUAACUACCAUUUUUACUGAUGCAGAUUAUCAUGGCGGGAACUUGUAUUUGGCUACCCAAGAUGGGAAAAUGCUAGUAGAAGGGCUCCCAAAGACGCAUACGCUUCUUGCUGCUAACGUUUCCUGCACCAUGAAAGAUGGUAUGUCGAGAGCUUCUACUUUGACUCUUCAAGAAACAGAAUACACCUUUUAUUGUUUGCCACUUGAUAUAGUGGGAGUGAAAUCGGUAUAUGUGUUGGCUGUCCCGCAAAAUGGAUUAGUCAGCCUUGUCCACAAGAACAAGAAAGUGGCGUUGUUGCUCCUUAUGGUUGUGAUUGCUACAAUGAUUGGUUCCUUCUUGAGUUUUGUGUUUAUAAUCGUUAGAGCUGCCAGACGAGAGAUGCAUUUGUGUGCUGCGCUCAUUAAACAAAUGGAAGCAACUCAGCAAGCAGAGAGGAAAAGUAUGAACAAGAGUCUUGCCUUUGCUAGUGCCAGUCAUGAUGUUCGUGCUUCACUAGCUGGCCUUACUGGUUUGAUAGAGAUAUGCUAUGUUGAAGUUAUCCCUGGUUCCGAAUUGGCUACAAACUCAAGACAAAUGGAUACCUGUGCAAAGGACCUACUAGAUCUACUGAAUUCUAUUCUCGAUACAAGCAAAAUCGAAGCAGGCAAGAUGCUGCUUGAAGAAGAGGAAUUUGAUUUGGCCCGACUUCUUGAGGAUGCAGUCGAUUUGUAUCAUCCUGUUGGUAUGAGAAAAGGAGUAGAUGUAGUGUUGGAUCCUUAUGAUGGUUCAAUCCUCAAAUUUUCCCAAGUAAAAGGGGAUAGGGGAAAACUUAAGCAGAUAUUAUGUAAUCUACUAAGCAAUGCAGUUAAAUUUACUUCAGAGGGGCAUGUAACUGUUCGAGCUUGGGUUAGGAAAACCAGUUUGCAGAAUACGAUGAUUGCUUCUAAAAGAACUGCCUGCCGUGCUUGUUACAAGAACAGUCAAGCAUAUAAUGAUUUUGAAGCCAUGGAUGCAGCCCUAAAAGAUCCAAAUGUUAUGGACUUUGUAUUUGAGGUGGAUGAUACAGGUAAAGGUAUUCCAAAAGAGAAGCAAAAAUCAGUCUUUGAAAACUAUGUUCAACUCAAUGAAACAGCUAUUGGACAAGGAGGCACUGGCUUAGGACUCGGCAUUGUUCAGUCUCUGGUACGUCUGAUGCAUGGAGAUAUAGGAAUUGUGGACAAGGAGAUCGGAGAGAAGGGAACUUGCUUUAGAUUCAAUGUUCUACUCACUAUAUGUGAAAUCGUCUCUUGCAAUAAUGUAGAAGCAGAACAGCUUGAAAUGGGAUUGACAACUCACUCCCCUAGCCCCAAGCAGAAGGCAUCCCAUGUUGUUCUCUUGAUUCGAGAUAAUGAGCGUCGGAGGAUGUUACACAGAUUCAUGGAGAACUUGGGCAUAAAAGUAUCAGUUGUUAAGCAAUGGCAACAUCUUCCUUCUACUCUCGAAAUGAUCACACAUAAGCAAAACCAUUCGCAUCACAACUCUUCGGUAAAAUCAUAUUUUUAUUCUCCAAAUGAAUACUUAAGCAGGUCUGCUACUAGUAACUCCAUCACUGUAGAAAAGGAUGUGCCUUUGCGUCCCAUGGAUGGAUCGGACUACAUACUAUCAGUCUUCAGAAGAACUACUCCUAGAUGUGCAUCAAGUUUUAUACUAGUUGUGAUCGAUGCCUGUGCCGGACCAUUCCAGGAACUGUGUAGGAGUGUGACCGAGUUCAGAAGAGGACUAAACAGUACUUAUUGCAGGGUUGUUUGGUUGGAGAAACCAAUGAUGCGGAUCAUCAAUUGCAAAGGUAUUGCCGAGACCAUGAUGGAGCCAAAUGAUACUAUCAUAUCUAAACCAUUUCAUGGUUCUCGUUUGUAUGAAGUGGUAAGACUUCUACCUGAGUUUGGGGGUACACUGCUAGGGAAUAUGGGAAAAAUGAAGAGAGAGUCUACCAUGGUAGCAGCAGUGAGAUUCCUAGGAAAAAAAAUCUUCUCACCCAUUGAAAAUCUAACUCAUUCCAAGCCCAAAUCAAGAAGUCCUCUGAAUCAUGGACACCCACCACAAGAGCAAGAAAGUAAGGAGUUGUUCUUGAGUGGGAAGAAAGUCUUAGUUGCAGACGACCAUGCACUGCUACGCAAGUUGACUGUCUCCCAUCUUUUACGGCUUGGAGCAACGGUUGAGCUCUCAGAAAAUGGGCAGGAAGCUCUAGAGCUGGUUUGCAAAGGUCUAAGCGAUCAAAGGAAAUGUGGAACUUCUAAGAUUCUUCCAUAUGAUUAUAUAUUAAUGGACUGUGAGGUAAAUGGGCUAUGA